Messenger RNA from Rhizoctonia solani, 4317 nucleotides. RefSeq names its product glycoside hydrolase family 3 protein. Bases 1 to 4317 code for a protein of 1438 amino acids. Lineage: Eukaryota; Fungi; Basidiomycota; Agaricomycetes; Cantharellales; Ceratobasidiaceae. The transcript has 24 exons. Gene Ontology annotation, biological process: glucan catabolic process. The record is from RefSeq and is a predicted model, not a curated record. Gene Ontology annotation, molecular function: beta-glucosidase activity.
AUGUCUCAAGACAUCCUAGCAUUGUUAUCAAAGUUUGCAGCUAACCCUGAUCUCCUCCCACAGUUCCAGGCGUUCCUUGAGGCACAGGGCGCCGCAAAGUCAUCAGUCCCUGAGUCUGGCCCACCCGCGGGCCCAUCAAUCCCCAAUGCGGAAGAGACACAAGGCCAACCAACCACACGUAAUCAGUGCUUGACACCUUGUCACCUCCCCGGCGCUCUAUCAAGGAUCACAAAAACACGCAAAAUCCAUAUCCUUCCCCUUCCGUCAAUACUUCCAUUUGGCAUUCUUACCACUCCAACUCUUGCUCUCUCACUCACAAUCAUGCUUGUUCUCCAGCUUGUUCUCCAGCUCAUUAUCCGGCUUGUUCUCCCACUUGUAAUUGUACUUGGUCUCCGGCUUUUGAUUGUGCCCGGUCUUGCUGUUGUGAUUGUGGUUGCGCCUGCCCCCACUCCCGCUCCCGUUCUUGCUCUUGCUCUUGGACCCGUUCUUGCUCUUGCUCUUGGACCCAUUCUUGCUCUUGCUCUUGUGUCCGGUCUUAUACUCACAAUUGCGCCCCCGCCUGCUCCCGCUCUUGAGAGGGCCCUUAUCAUCACUCCAGCAACCAGCCUACCACUGAGACCAAGAAGCCAAGGGGCUGGGGCAAAGCAGAUUAUUACAAUCAAAUGCCAACAUCUUAUCAGAAAGGAGGCGGGUGCCAAGGUCAUCAAAGCCACUUUCCUCAAGCGCAUGUCCCGCCAGGAGGCACACAAAUUUAUAGUCAAGCAUGGUCACCCUUUUGGACACAAAUACAACAUGUACUUUAAUCCAUACGGAUAUGUGCCCAAGGAUCCAAAGGCAGUUGCGCGCAUACAUCAGCCCCCUGGUGAGUGUGGUGUUGACUGGCAGCUACUCUAUGCAAUGGGUUGCCGUGGAGACUAUGACUUGUAUAACAGCACGCGGGGAAAGAUCCGGGCUGUGGCAAAGGCAUUUGCAUGUAGGAUUGUGGAGCGCAGGCAGCUAGAAACAAUAACUUGGGGUGACUUUGGUUCAAGCAAUUGCAAGGAGUUCUAUGAUGGAUGUUAUAAAGCUUGUCCAUGGCUCUUCCAUUUCCGGGGCGAGGCGAACAACGACUGCUGGGUGGCUCGAUUGGUCAUCCAGCAAUAUUUAGUUCAGGCCAAGGGAUACGACCCAAAGCGAACAAAACCCAGGGAACAGGACGACAAUCUUCGUCGGAAUGCAUCCAAACUUGCGCAUAAGGACGUAAUCCCACCCAAGGACGAGGACCCGUACUAUAUCAAUGUGCCAGAAGGGGGCUACGGCAAUGGGCCCAAGCGGUUGGCGAAAUUCAAGCGCUCUGAUUCACCCUCUUGCGGGCGAUCCUUGUCCACCCAACUGCCUCCCUCGACUUCGUCCUCGAAUCGCCACGCUCGUCGGGCAGACAAGGUCGUUUCGGAGGAAGAAGCUCGCGCUACGGCGUCCAAGUCCAGCGCAUCAACAACGAAGCCUGCAGCACAGCAGGGAAAUAAGCAAAAGGCAAGUGUUGGAGAGCCCGCUGCAAACGCAAAUUCCCCGCCCCCGGCAAGCCCCCCGUCCCUCGACUCCCCCAGAGACCGCCCAUCCCCGUCUCCGCCCCAGGAUAGCCCCCCGUCCCCGUCUCCGCCCCCACCCCCGGCAAGGUCCCCAACAAAGACGCCUCGCUCAAUCGUUGAGGUGGUUCUUCGGUCGCCAGCCCCGGUCAAACCCAUGGAGCCCUGCCGAAAGGAGCCGUCAAAGCCUGCUGCCGACCCCAAAGAAACGCGGCGACUGAAGCGCAAGGCCGAAAACGAUCGAGAUGAACCUGCCACAAAGAGGCAGCAGCCAAGCCGCGUCGUGGAGCCGGCCGUGGACAAGAAGGCCGGGGAGCAGGGGCCAUCGAAGCGAAAGAUUCGUCCAAGAAUGCGCCCGAAACGCGAUCCCACCCCCGAACCCGAACCCAAGUCCCAGCUCCCCCCACCCCCGCCUCCGAAUCCGCCCCAGCAGCCCCAGCCCCAGCCCCAGCCCGAGGGAGGUAAGGAACAUCCCGAUGGUGGAGACGGUGCCUCAUCCACCAAGCCCUCGGCCCCCAAGCCACCUCUUGCUAAUGGCGGUAGCGCUUGGGAAAGCGCAUUCGCAAAAGCAAAAGAUAUAGUUUCUCAGAUGACAUUGGAAGAAAAGGUUAACAUUGUGACGGGCAUUGGGCAUUUAAGUCGGUGCGCAGGAAAUACUGGCGCUGUUCCACGCCUCGGUAUCCCAGCACUUUGCAUGCAGGACGGGCCUGCCGGGGUGCGUCCCGCAGAUUUUGCAUCCCAAUUUCCUGCUCAGGUCACCGUUGCUGCUACAUGGGACCGCGAUCUAAUCUAUGAUCGGGCAGUAGCUCUCGCUGCCGAAUUUAAAGGAAAAGGCGUCCACGUUAUGUUGGGUCCUGUAACUGGCGGACCACUUGGCCGAUCUCCUUUAGGUGGUCGUAAUUGGGAAGGAUUCAGUGCAGACCCAUAUCUAUCUAGUGUUGGUUCCUAUCUUUCCGUCAAGGGUACUCAAGAUCAGGGGGUUGUUGCAACAAGCAAACAUUAUUCGGUAUAUGAGCAGGAAACGAACCGUAACCUGAAUGUUCCAAUCCCUGGAGCAAAAAACCCUAUUCCCAUCUCUUCGGAUGUUGAUGAUGCUACGUUCCACGAGACUUACCUGCUUUCGUUUGCUGAAGCGGUUCGUGCCGGCUCCGGAUCUAUCAUGUGCGCAUACAAUCGCGUCAACGGGUCUCAUUCCUGUGAAGAUGAUUAUACCCUUAACAAGAUUCUGAAGGGGAAACUCAACUUUCAAGGAUAUGUGAUGUCUGACUGGUUUGCUCAGUGGAACAAUGCCGAUUCUGCUCUCGGUGGUAUGGAUAUGUCCAUGCCUGGUACCGGUUUUUGGGGUUCUGCCCUUGUCUCGUUGAUCAACAACGGGACUGUCCCCACUGCUCGACUCGAUGAUAUGGUGCACCGUAUUCUGACCCCAUACUACGCACUUGGUCAAGAUGAGGGUUAUCCUUCCGUCCAGUACAAUACUAGUGGCAUUAAUGCGGGCCAGUAUUUGACCCUCAACCCUGGGAACACUAACAUCGAUGUCCAGGCCGACCAUUAUAAGGUCAUUCGGAAGAUCGGCCAAGAUAGCGCGACCCUUUUGAAGAAUUUACAAAAUAAUGGAGGCGGCCUCCCGCUCAAGACACCCAAAUUCCUAUCAGUUUUUGGACAGGAUGCCGGUCCCAACCCGGAUGGGCUCUUGUCCUGUGGUGUCUUCAAUCAAUGUCCAACGGGUCACUUCAAUGGCACAUACAGCAUUGGUGGCGGAUCGGGGAGCGCAUACGCGCCAUAUAUUGUAACUCCACUCGAAGGUAUACAGGCACGGGCAAAAGCAAAUACCACACAGGUCAAUUGGAUGUUCAACGACCUGGAUCUGGAAAAAGCUGCCUUAAAUGCGGCUAUUGCCGACACAUCAAUUGUUUUUACCUAUGCCUACCAGCUGGAAGGCCUCGACCGCGACAAUCUCACCUUAUGGAGCAACGGAGACGAACUUAUUAAUAUUGUUGCAGCCCAGUGUAACAAUACGAUCGUGGUUAUUCACUCUGGAGAAGCAGUCUUGAUGGAGAACUGGAUCAGCAACCCAAACGUUACGGCAGUAGUUUUUGCGUAUUAUCCUGGGCAGGAAACUGGAAAUGCAAUUGCGAGUGUACUGUAUGGCGAGGUCAAUCCAUCCGGAAAGCUUCCAUUCACCAUCGGGAAAGCAUUAUCUGACUACUCUCCCAAUGGUAUUGCCAGUGGAAAUAGCGACGAUCCUCACGUUGUGUUCGAGGAGCGCAAUUUGAUCGACUAUCGUUGGUUUGACGCAAAAAAUAUCACUCCUCGCUUCGAGUUUGGGUUUGGGCUGAGCUAUACAACCUUUGAAUAUAGUGGUAUUAAGAUCAAUUUAACACCUGAAAAGCCAACGGAUGGCAUCCAGCUUACAAACGAGCCUUUUGAUGGCAAUGCUACCCUAUACGAUGUAGCAUACACUGUGACGGCAACUGUGAAAAAUACUGGUUCGCCAGCUGGGUGCGAGGUUGCCCAACUAUAUCUCUCUUACCCUGCCACUCAGACUAGCCAGCCGGUGCGUUCCCUACGUGGUUUCGACAAGUUGUGUAUAGACGGGGGGAAAGAGAAGACUGCCACGUUCAAGUUGCGACAGAAGGACCAUGCAGUAUGGGAUGUGGUUCGACAAACCUGGACGAUUCCGAAGGGAGAGUUUACUGUACAUGUGGGGUCAAGUAGUCGAGCCUUACCAUUGCGAGCAAGCUUUACCAGCUGA